GACGUAGCUAUCUUUCUGAAUCAUUGUUUGACACUAUAGAUAGAUGCGCAAUAUCUCCUUCUUGAUCAAAGAGUGAUGGUUGCUGUUGUUGAUAGCUAGAGAUGGACAUGUGGCGUCCAAUCGCUACAACGGCUGACAUUGCCCACCACCUGCGCAAACCUACAAGGCUGACCUUCACCCAUAGUCAUGCAAGACGACCGAACACUCACAUUUCGGCAGAUCCACGGAAACAGAGAAGCGCUCCUCAACGCAGUCAAAAACAUCGAGCGCAUCGCACUUGUCGAAAGCUACGGAAUAGGACCACUCCGUCUUCGAUUCCUAGAGCCUUAUCCGCAAGGUGGAUCGGAAUCUGAUUACAUCCUCACACCCGCUCGCGAAAUUCGAUUAGCCGACCUGAACAGUUACCCCUACAUUACGGUGUCUUACGUGUGGACUCACUCACAGCCUAUUCACGGAAUAAAACUCCCAGAAUACCGUGUAUGGGAUGGCGCCGACUUGCAAAAACCUGCUAGGCUACUCAGGUGCCCACAAAUCGUCUUUCAUCGCGUCGUACAAUAUGCAAAAUCUGAAAAGCUCGAGCGUAUCUGGAUAGAUCAAGAAUGCAUCGAUCAAGACGAUUCGAACGACGUGGAGGAAAAUUUGCAAGACAUGCAUCGGAUAUACCGCUUCAGUCGAAUAACCGUAGCUGUUCUGUCCAAAGUUUCAGAUAGUUGGAUGUAUUUGCCAAGUCGCUUGAGUUCGCUGAAAGAUUUGUCGCAAACUGUCGCUGAAGUGCAAACUACCAAAGGGAUGGUGCGGUCGAUGGUUGAUGACCCAUGGUUCACUCGAUCCUGGACGUUCCAUGAACAACACUGCGCUGCAAACAUCGUAUAUCUUUUGCCUACACCGGUAUUGCAUCAUUUUAGGUUGAGUUCACUCGAGGGCUUCGUGGAGGAUUCAGUCCCAACGCUUGAGAAAGAUGUUGUUGUAUACCGAUUUGAGCUGAGCUCACAUUUCUACCUAUGCCAACAGAUGAGCAUAGAUAACUCGGCACUCAAGUCGUACUUCUUGGGACAUGGUCACGCGGGGUUGGUAUCCGCAAAUAUUCCCGGCGCUAUCGAGACUGUACAAGUGAAGAUGGAGAGCCGUGAGAACCAAGUUUGCUCUGAUCGUAUCCAGAUCAUAGCAAAUGUAUGUGGGCUGGGGUGGAAGCUGAAAACGACAUUGCUCAACAAUUCAACGCAGAGCUACAGCACGUGCUUGUUGGUACUCACAAUGGCAAACACGUGGCCAGACCCCGCUGAGCGCGCGAUUCGAUAUGAAAGAUUGGGAGAUGCUUUCAUGGAUGGAGACAUUCGGAUCGUAUUGGAAGGGUUGAAUGAUGCGCAGUGGAGCGAUGAUUGGGGUCUGCCUCCAAUUGGUUUUCACCCAGACGCCAUCCCAUCCUAUGAGCAUUCGUAGUUCUUGUACCAAGAGCCGUAAACGGAAUCAUCUCCAUGGAGUAAACUCGUGUAUUCCGAAUGAGCACGUACGAUAAGCCUUGAUAGAAUCGCCUACUGCUCUGAUAGCGCGAUCAAACGCCCCAAAAAAUGUGAAAGGUUGGCAUAUGGACACUGUAACAUCACAUAUGAACUGCACCUUAUGCCUCCAGUUACAUCCACCGUGUAUCGUUCCACGUGAGAAAACACCAUCCGUCGAGAACGCUCCAAUACUCCUGGAAAUCAACAAAUCAAGACUUCUUUCCAAUUACUCCAGCUAGCGCGCCUUCGGCGGCUUUCUUCAGCAGCUCCCGAUCUUCGUCGCUCAUGUGAUCCACCUUCUCGACAAGCAACUUCUUCAAAAACAUGUUCUCCUUCUUCAGC
Molecule: messenger RNA, 1841 nt
Organism: Alternaria rosae
Lineage: Eukaryota; Fungi; Ascomycota; Dothideomycetes; Pleosporales; Pleosporaceae
Product: heterokaryon incompatibility protein-domain-containing protein
Exons: 3
Coding region: 187-1440 (417 amino acids)
Source: RefSeq, a predicted model, not a curated record